GAGCUUGAUCUGCUUAAUCUUGAUUACGUUAAGUAGCCCACACUCCAAUUGACUAAACAAACAAACAAAACAGAGCAACCCUCUCGCCCCAGCCCAGAUCAACACCGCUUCACAACACCUCUCCUUUCCUCCUUCAGGUCAGGGUCGGGUCAGGUUUAGGGUUCUGCUCCACCCAAUUAUAUGUACAAUCACACCAACACAGAUCCGAUCUGAUACGUGUAAUUACUGCCUUAAUCGAUGGGGAUAGUGUUCACGAAAUUGUUCGCAUCACUGUUUGGCAACAAGGAAGCUCGGAUCCUCGUUCUCGGUCUCGACAAUGCCGGAAAAACCACCAUUCUCUAUCGCCUUCAGAUGGGAGAAGUUGUCUCCACGAUCCCAACAAUCGGGUUUAAUGUAGAAACUGUGCAAUAUAACAACAUUAAGUUCCAAGUAUGGGAUCUCGGUGGACAGACUAGUAUCAGGCCAUAUUGGAGAUGCUAUUUUCCAAAUACUCAAGCCAUAAUCUAUGUUGUUGAUUCGAGUGACACUGACAGACUGGUAAUUGCUAGAGAGGAGUUUCACGCAAUCCUUGAGGAGGAAGAGUUAAGAGGUGCUGUUGUUCUUAUUUUUGCAAACAAGCAGGAUCUUCCUGGUGCACUUGAUGAUGCUUCAAUUACAGAAGCAUUAGAGUUGCACAAAAUUAAAAAUCGCCAAUGGUCUAUCUUCAAAACAUCUGCCAUUAAAGGAGAGGGACUAUUUGAAGGAUUGGACUGGCUAAGCAACACUCUGAAGUCUGGAGGUGGUUAAAUUUUGAAACGAGAACUCAGGUUUCUUCUGCUGUGAGAAAGUGGUGCUACUGUUUGUUAUGGGAUAGAAAAGAUGAAAAGAAGUUUCUUGUUAUGUUAAGUGAUUUUUUAGUAUACUGCUGAUAAAAAUGACAGAUAUUUCAUUGAAUAUAAGCAUGCAUCUGGUGUUUUUUGUUCUUGCUAAUCCACUUUAGCUGUAUCUAGCAAAGCUACUACCAUCUUUAUCUGAUGUUUUGUAAGAAUUUUUUUAUCUAGGCCUCUUUAUAAUAUAAUUUCUGAUUUACAGUA
Daucus carota subsp. sativus is the source of this 1073-nucleotide messenger RNA. RefSeq names its product ADP-ribosylation factor 1. Bases 238 to 786 code for a protein of 182 amino acids. The record is from RefSeq and is a predicted model, not a curated record. Gene Ontology annotation, biological process: intracellular protein transport; vesicle-mediated transport. The transcript is spliced from 9 exons. Gene Ontology annotation, cellular component: cytoplasm; Golgi apparatus. Lineage: Eukaryota; Viridiplantae; Streptophyta; Magnoliopsida; Apiales; Apiaceae. Gene Ontology annotation, molecular function: GTP binding; GTPase activity.